AAAAAUGAAUAGUUUAGGUUCAACGGUAACGGUACAAUUUACCCCAAUAUUUAAGUCAUUUUCCUCGAAUCCCUAAUUUCAAUGGCUUCCCAAAAUCCUCGACCCCUCAGGGUCAGGCAAAACCCUACCAUCCAUCAUCUUCCACCUUCGUAUUCAUAAAUCUCAAGCAUGAGGAAACCCAAAUCGACGGUCGUUCGCAAGCAGAGCCGCCAAUCGGAGGACAGCGAGAUCGAGCUUCUCAACUCAUGGAUCAGCGCCCAGAAACCGUAAUCCGGCUUCAACCCCCUGUCGCUUCCUCCCCUGCCCCCCGGCGCCCCCAUCGGCCGCCUCUUCGACGGCGAUAAGGCGUCAUUUUCGCGCUUCUCCGGCGCCAUAAUUUUCAGCCAUCUGCCCCUCUCGCGGAAGACCCAGAAGGGUCUCCGACAGUCCAAGUACCUUAAGAUGACAGAGAUUCAGACGGCGUCUUUGCCCCACGCGCUUGCCGGUAGGGACGUUGUUGUCGGCGCCAAGAAACGCUCUGGAAAGACUCUUGCUUUUGUUGUUCCGGUUUUGGAAAAAUUGUUUCGAGAGAGAUAUACCCCUGGGCGUGGAGUUGGAAGCAUCAUUCUAUGUCCCACACGGGAGUUAGCGUGUCAAACUUUUGAAGUAUUUAAAUCAGUGGCAAGGCACCAUAGUUUUAGUAUUGGUCUUCUCACUGGGGGUGGGAAUUCUGUAGACUUGGAGGAGAAAGAUCACGGGAAUGACAUUAACAUAUUGGUCUGCACUCCUUCAGGUUUUGGUCCUUGAUGAUGUGGAUUCUCUUCCUAAACCGAAAUUUGGGAGCAUCCUCAAUGCAGUCGUUUCACAGCUUCCUGAGAAAAGACAAACCUUGCUC
Morus notabilis is the source of this 874-nucleotide messenger RNA. RefSeq names its product DEAD-box ATP-dependent RNA helicase 32. Gene Ontology annotation, biological process: rRNA processing. The record is from RefSeq and is a predicted model, not a curated record. Gene Ontology annotation, molecular function: ATP binding; nucleic acid binding. Gene Ontology annotation, cellular component: nucleus. The transcript has 3 exons. NCBI's taxonomy places the organism in Eukaryota, Viridiplantae, Streptophyta, Magnoliopsida, Rosales, Moraceae. The coding region runs from base 442 to 786 and encodes 114 amino acids.